AUGAAGCGCAGACGGACGGUGAACUUAUCCUAUCGAAAAACCUUCAGAUCGUGAAAAUAAGAAUAAUUCAAGAUCAUCAAGACCGGAUACAUUGGUGGGGACCAGAUACUUAAGUAUAUAUAAAUAAUAUAUUUAUUGAUUUGAAAGCGCUAGUUUUUAAAAAUCUCUGAAAAAAUCGUGCUGUUAGUGUGUUAGUUUUUGGUUGUUCCGAGAUGUUAAUGAAAAUUUUGGUUUGUGCUGUGGUUAUUGGGGAAGUGUGCUCUCUUCCACUAUCUGAUGCAUCUUCCGAUGAAAUACACUCGCGACAGGCUCGUCACCUUUUGAAGAAGCAUAAAGGACUUCUCGGAGGCAUCUUACUAGGCGGGCAUGGGUAUGACGGUGGCAAUGGAGGAGGGUAUGGUGGAGGAUAUGGGGGAGGUUACGGUGGAGGAUAUGGUGGAGGAUAUGGAGGAGGUCAUGGAGGAGGCUACGCUCCCCCACCACCACCUCCCCCACCAGUACACCACUAUGGAGGCGGAUUCGGUGGUGGUGGCGCUCAAGCACAAGCGCAAGCACAAGCUCAAGCUCAAGCUGGUGGAGGUGGCUAUGGUGGUUCCGGAGCGCAGGCGCAAUCACAGGCUCAGUCGCAAUCAGCCUCUUUUGGUUUUGGACCAUUUUCAGCCACAAUAUCUCAGUCACAGGCACAAGCUAGUGCCAAUGCAGGUGGGAGAGGCGGAAAUGCUUUAUAUUAUUAAACUAUAAAGCUCGCCCCAAACAUCAAAGAGAAGCAGUGCUUUACUGAGGGAUGAUAUUUUUUAUGAAGAAGUAUGGUGAUAUUUUUGUACUGUAAUUUUUAAUUUUUUUCAAAUAAUUUAUUUUUAAAUAUAACGUUAAAACAGUAA
Messenger RNA from Anthonomus grandis grandis, 881 nucleotides. RefSeq lists its product as uncharacterized. The record is from RefSeq and is a predicted model, not a curated record. Lineage: Eukaryota; Metazoa; Arthropoda; Insecta; Coleoptera; Curculionidae. The transcript has 4 exons. The coding region runs from base 367 to 741 and encodes 124 amino acids.